Molecule: messenger RNA, 549 nt
Organism: Closterium sp. NIES-65
Lineage: Eukaryota; Viridiplantae; Streptophyta; Zygnematophyceae; Desmidiales; Closteriaceae
Source: the annotation of a GenBank genome assembly
AUGACGUAUCUUUCUUUCCCGCACUCCCCCCCUUUCUCCUUUCCUCCCCCUCUCCCACCCCCCGGCCCCCCGCCCGUCCCCCUGCCCCCCUCCCUGCUUCCCCCGCCCGUUCUCUUCCCCGCGUCUGUUUCCCCGCCGCAGUGCCCUACCCGGUCGCGGCGCUUUGCGGAACGGGCAGCGGCGGCGGCGGGGGCGGCGGGGAUUGCAGUGGCGGGGACGGGGGCCGAGGGGCGGCGCAUUGCUUCCAAGGCAAGUGGGAGGGCGGCAGAGGAGGCGCUUAAUAAUGAGCUGGAGACGUACAUGAAGGACAAGGCUAGGGAUGGGGGCAGCAGUGAGGAGAGGGAGGAGGAGGGCAGGAGGCGCGGCGGGAGGGAGAAGGAUGCAGAGGGAAGAGACGAGGUAAGAGGAGGGCGGAAAGGGGGAAAGGAUUCCAGUGAUAGCGACAGUGGUGGUGUGCGGAGGAGGGGGAGGGGUGAGAAGAGGGGAGGCGACAGGAGUAGCAGGAGGAAGCGUUCUCGAUCGCGAUCGAGCAGUAGCCGGUCCAGGUCG